AUGGUCUUCUUAACUUUGCAGAAAUCUCAGAAGUUCCUGGCAAGCUCCCGGCAAGUGCAUAAAACUGCUGCUCACGUGGUGGCCAGGAGUGCUCCGGAGGAGACCGUGACCAGCAGCUUUGCCUCCUUUAUCCACGCAGUCCGUCCUGAGCACCUGUCCAAGAUCGUCCGUCACAGAAGCAAGAGGAUGAUCCUUGACAGCAUUGGUGUUGGCCUUGUGGGCAGCACAACCCAUGUGUUUGAUAUUGCCCUGAAGUACUGCCUGGAGCUGUACUCUUCAGUUGCCGUGAGCAACGUCUAUGGCAAGCCUGGUGUGAAGCUAUCCCCGACUCUGGCUGCGUUCACUAAUGGUGUUGCGACUCACUCCAUGGACUUUGAUGAUACCUGGCACCCUGCUACUCACCCAUCAGGGGCUGUCCUGCCAGCUCUGCUGGCAGCUUCUCAGAUGCUACCUCCGAACUCCAAACCCAAUGGCCUGGAUUUCCUGCUGGCAUUUAAUGUGGGCCUGGAAGUGCAAGGAAGGCUCAUGCAUUUCUCCACUGAGGCUUACAAUAUUCCCAAAAGGUUCCACCCUCCUUCAGUAGUCGGUACUAUGGGCAGUGCUGCAGCCACUGCAAAGCUGCUGUCUCUCAGCAUGACCCAGUGUACCCAUGCCUUGGGCAUCGCUGCUUCGCUCGCAGGAGCACCCAUGGCAAAUGCUGCCACACAAGCCAAGCCAUUGCAUAUUGGGAAUGCCACCCGCCUGGGCUUUGAAGCAGCACUGCUGGCUGCCCGAGGAAUGGAAGCUAACCCUUUCAUUCUGGAUGAUAUCUCUGGUUGCUCUGGAUUCAGUGCUUUUUAUAGCAUCUAUCAACCCAGACCACUGCCCACACCAAGUGAGCGUCAUGAGUUCCUCUUGGAGAAGCAGGAUAUUGCUUUCAAGCGAUUCCCAGCCCACCUGGGGAUGCACUGGGUGGUGGAUGCUGCCUUGUCCGUUCGGAACCUCUUCAUCAACUAUGCAGGGUCCUUCUCUCCCUCGUUGAUCCGUACCAUUGUGCUGAAGAUUCCAGUGUCAAAGUACAUCAAUAGGCCUUUCCCCAACUCAGAACACGAGGCCAGACACUCCUUUCAGUUCAAUGCCUGUACAGCCCUGCUGGAUGGAGAAGUGGGCCUCAGCUCCUUUACAGAGAGCAGCAUCCAUCGGCAGGAGCUGAGGGAACUGCUCCACAAAGUGGUAGUGGAGCACCCUGAAGAUAAUGUGGCUAACUUUGACAAAAUGUACGGAGAGGUGGCAGUGCUCCUGAAGAGUGGGGACAUCCUGACAGGCAAAUGUGACACUUUCUAUGGGCACUGGAGGAAGCCUCUCAGCAGGGAAUCACUCCUGAAGAAGUUUCGAUCCAAUGCCUCUCAUGUGCUUCCAGAAGAAAAGGUAGAAACCAUCAUCACUAUGGUGGACAAUCUGGAGAACCUGUCAGAUAGCUCCCAUCUGGCCUGUAGCCUGUGA
Phasianus colchicus (ring-necked pheasant) is the source of this 1482-nucleotide messenger RNA. Its product is annotated as cis-aconitate decarboxylase-like. Gene Ontology annotation, cellular component: mitochondrion. Gene Ontology annotation, molecular function: aconitate decarboxylase activity. Lineage: Eukaryota; Metazoa; Chordata; Aves; Galliformes; Phasianidae. The record is from RefSeq and is a predicted model, not a curated record. Gene Ontology annotation, biological process: defense response.